ACCUUUCUUUUCUCUCCUCUUUCUGCAAAAAGUUGCGAUCUUUUCCAUGGUUUGAGAAAGAGUUUCAGCUUUUUUUCUUCCAGGGGAAAAUGGUUUGUACUGCCCUGGAACCAAACAAGCUUCAACUAAUCUAAUAUUUUCUCUCAUCAUUGGAAGGAAGAAAAUUCAGCGUUCCUGCAAAUUCCUGUUCUUUUCUCUGUUGCCAAUUUUCCUGAUCUGAAAUGGGUUCCAGGCAACGGCCGCUGCAAACUUGUUGGAUUUCCCUCCUAGAAAUUUCUCGCAAAGCCUACACAACGGCGUCCAGAAACUACAAUGUCGGGGAUUUGGCGGUCAAUUUUGCAUCUCCAUCAGUAAUCUGCGCCUUGCAAUGUCAGUUUUUUGCAAUUCUGGCAUUUUUGGAUGACUGGAUUUUAAGGAUAGAAAGCUUGGCGGAAGCCAUUUUCCCGCCAUUGAAGCAGUUUUUUGACAGGAUCGAUGAGCUUGUUAAAGUUGCAGAGGCUCUCCCCGAGAAGCUUGAUGAUACGAUCAAAAAGUUUCCGGCUUUGGUUCACCAUGUUCCGUUUCUGGAUUGGGCAUUACUCCAUUUUAUUUCUUGGCUGAGAUUCUUGAUAACUGUGAUGACUAAUUGGGGUAUAAUGGGUGCGAAGGAGAAAGAGAUCAAUGUUACUGAUGUCAAUAAUCGUCGUAACGAUGGAUUGACUGACAUGAGGAGGAGGAAGAAGAAGAAGAAGACGAUGAAGAUGGAUGUUCAAAUCAAUACUAGCAAAGAAGGGUCGAAUCAUAAUGACCAGCCAUUGACUAGGGAGGAAGUAGUCGCUGGAAAGAAGUUGAUUAGCGUAGAUCCUGACAUGAUUGAAGGAAAGCCGGAAAUUGUCACUGAUCACCAUGCCGAUGUUCAGACAAUAAUGAUUGAUGGAUUGAUGGUCCAACAAGAACCCGAUCGUCUGACAAUCCUCGCAGGCAAUGAAGCGAUGAUUGUUCAUGAAAGGAACAAUUGUUCUCUAGGAGUCGAUGAAAAGUGCACUAGCAUUGAUCCAAAAAUAGUAGAAGAAUCGAAAGAAACUACAUCAACAGGAAAUGAAGAGCCUAUGAAAAUUGUUCCUCGAGACAUUGAUGAUCAAACAUCUGAAGCAGAUAGAAUGGCGAUCCUACAAGAGGUAGGUCAUCAAACAUUCCCGACAAGCAAUGAUCAAAAAGUUGUUAAGGAUAUUGAUGAAAACAAUGAUAAGGUGCAAAGAAUCAACAAGACGUUGACUAGCAAUUAUCCCAAAACAACUGAAGGAGCAGAGCAACAUAUAUUAACAAGCAAUGAACAUCUCGAAAUCACAGCUCACGGCACCACUGGUCAAACAUUUACAUCAAAUGGAUUGACGAGCCAAAAUGCAUAUGAUAAUCAGGCAUUACAAACAAGCAAUGAUGUGACAUUAAUUCAAAAGAGUAAUGGGAGCAGCAAUGUUGUUGAGCACAUCGAUCAAAGGCCGACUAGUGACAACCUGAAAACACAUGAAGGAACAAUAGAAGAAUGCGGACUAACAGGCGGUGAAAAACAGGAGAUUGCAAUUCAAGAGAAUGAUGAUCUAACAUCUUCAUCAAAAGGCUUGAAAAUCGGACAAGAGGCGACUAAUAAUAAUUUGACAUUCUUGACUACUACUGAUCCGACAAUUCCUCAAGAAAAUGGCGAUGAGAUGCUUCCCUGUAACGAAUCAGAUUUUGACCCAUCCAUUACAAGAAAUGGGCCGACACUUGUUUCAGAGACCGACGAUACAACCAUGGAUUCAGAUUGCAGUCAAAUCAAGUUAGAUCACGACAUUUGUGCACCUUUUCCAAAGGAACGUCUGACUAGUGUGGCAGGAAUUCCAGGAACUAGUUGGUCUAAUGUAGUCAAAGGAAGUUAUAAGGAUGUUCUUGAGAAGGGGAAAUACGAGAGCUUACAGGAAAGCUAUAAGCACAGAGGAUUGAGGCAAGACAAGUCGAGAAGACAAGGAAAAAAGGCAGGAAAGGGUACUCAAGAAGAGGGUAGGGAAGGGAAAGGGAGAAGGAAGGGGAAAAGAAAGAAGGUGGGUAACAAAGUUGAGUCAUUUUCUGACUAUUAGCCUGGGAAGAAAGAAUCCAUGACCAAAGUUUAGAGAGAAAUGCCAAGGGAACUUGUUGGUCAUUGGAUUUAAAACAUUGGUGUGUGCUCGAUUGACUUUAUGUAUUAGCUCUAUAAAUCUUUAUAGGCUAAAUUACACGUUUGGUCACUCAAAUUAUACAAAUUUUUCAUGUUUGUCACCUGAAUUACUUUUGUUUCUUAGUCGUCACUAACUUUACGAAUCAUUUCACCGUUAGUCACCGGCCGUUACACUCCGUUAAAUUUGUCCUACGUGGCAGUCAACUAUUAAGUUUGACCAUUAACUUGAUGACGUGGAAAUAAAAAAAUAAAAAAAUAUUUUCCACCUCAUUAUCCCACAUACUUUAUCUAAAUACUUUUCAUAUUAAUUAUUUAAUAAAAAUAAUUAAAUUAC
Molecule: messenger RNA, 2504 nt
Organism: Linum trigynum
Lineage: Eukaryota; Viridiplantae; Streptophyta; Magnoliopsida; Malpighiales; Linaceae
Source: the annotation of a GenBank genome assembly